AUGUUCAAGAGUGAUCUUGAUCGUAUAUCACCUGUGUUGCCUCAUGUUCUUGCUUGCAAGCAUGCACAUGAAGUGUGGGCCAAAGUCCACAAACAUUUCAACUCUCAAAUUAAAGCACAAUUUCAUCAAUUGCGAUAUAAAUUAAAGACUAGCAAGAAAGGUACCAGAUCCAUCUCUAAGUAUAUUCUUCGCAUUAGAACUAUUGCAAACUCUCUCUUGGCUAUAGGUGAUCCAAUCUCUGAGUGGGAUCAGGUGAAUGCAAUUCUUCAGGGAUUACCUGAAGAAUAUAAUUCAUUCAUCAUGAUGGUGUAUAGAAAAUGUGAUCUCACUGAUAUGUAUGAGGUCGAAGCUUUGCUUUAUAUACAAGAGGCACAACUGGAUAAGUACAAGCAAGAGCUUGCUACUUCGAGUGCUUUUCUGCAAAUGUGA
Messenger RNA from Vicia faba (fava bean), 429 nucleotides. NCBI's taxonomy places the organism in Eukaryota, Viridiplantae, Streptophyta, Magnoliopsida, Fabales, Fabaceae. The record is from the annotation of a GenBank genome assembly.